GGGCCGCCGCCUCCAGGCGGGCCGCCGGGCUGUCGUCUGCCGCCGCCGCCGCCGGAGCAGCAGGACGAGGGCGCCGACAGGUCUCAGCCUCCCUGGCCUUGCUGAAGUAUAAAGUGAGUUAUUAAAACGUCUGAGAACACUGACUUCUCAAAUGGUUCACAAGCAUAGUUACAGCAGAAGUGGAUGGGCAAGGACUAGAGGUUCCUGUGGAGAGGGAAAACACGGACUGAAUGUUCCUGUAGAAGAAUCAUCUGGGCAGCAGAGUGAGCUUUGCAGCCACCACGCAAAAUGCAUCCCUUGCAGACUCUCUGUCUUCAUUAAGAAGACCAAAUAGAAGGCUGUAAUGAACACGCCACUGCAUCAGAUCUCUGUCAUUCCAGCCCGAGACAUUUCCGCUGUCAGAGGCUCCAGAAGUAAGACCAAAGAAAGAGAGCGGGAAGAACAGAACGAGAAAGCUUUGGGCCAUUCCUUAAGCCGUUCCAGUAACAUUUCUAAGGCUGGAAGCCCGACGUCGCCGUCCGCUCCUCACAGCUUCCCUCGGACGUCGGUGACACCAUCCAAUCAGGACAUCUGCAGUUCCAGUGCAGUGUUUUCUGAGUGUUGUCAUCACAGUCCCGUGCAGUCUGCUGUUGUCUUGAAAUCUCCUCACUACCAGAGUUCUCUGACCCAAGGGGUCACAGUGACGGUUUUCCGUCAGGACUCUUUAAGGGUCUCUAAACCCAGGAAUCCCAGAGCCGGCAGACUCCUCAAGUUCUCCAGAUCUCUCAACGAUGUGGACGAGAGGGCCCGGGUCCUGGCCGGCCAUUUGGAUCCCGGAGAGAGGGCCUGUUCCGAAGGCAAAUUAGGGCCCCCGCCAGAGCGGGACCUGAGGAUGAACCCGCCUCACGGCCGAGACGGAGGCGCCGGCGAUCCCCCGAAGCCGCCCCCGCCGGACCACCUUCCGAACCUCCCCAUGGUGACUCUUUCCGUCCUCCCCCCAAGCGCCUCCGGAGCAAGAGAGCAGCGGGGAGGCGUCCACCUGCCGCUGCUCGAGGAGAAAGUCCACCCCGACUCGGCGCCCAAGAGCAAGCGACUGCUCCGCUACCUGUUGGCCUUUUCCCGCAGCCCCAGCUCCAGCAGCCUACACCGGUUCCACGAACUGGAGAACGGGCCGGCUCCCCACAGGAAGGCCAAGCCCUGCGGCGAGCAGGCCGGAAGCCCGGGCUUCCGUUGGGAAGAGCCGGGCGACAAUGACGACGACGUCUUCGAGGACGCCGCCACCUCAAAGCUGCAGCCCAAGGAGCUGCGGGCGCCCCUCUGCUCAGUUGAGAAGGAUAGCGACCUGGAUUGCCCUUCUCCCCUUUCUGAAAAGGUCCCCCCGGUCUCCCCUCUGUCCGUGUCUGGGGAUGCUUGCAGGAUAUGUCACUGUGAAGGAGAUGACGAGAGUCCUCUGAUUACGCCCUGUCACUGCACAGGAAGUCUUCAUUUUGUGCACCAAGGCUGCCUGCAGCAGUGGAUCAAGAGCUCAGACACCCGAUGCUGUGAACUCUGCAAAUAUGAAUUCAUAAUGGAGACCAAAUUAAAGCCUUUAAGAAAAUGGGAGAAAUUGCAGAUGACAGCCAGUGAGCGGAGAAAGAUCAUGUGCUCUGUAACAUUCCAUAUCAUUGCUAUCACCUGUGUGGUAUGGUCCUUAUAUGUCCUCAUAGACCGGACUGCUGAGGAGAUUAAGCAGGGACAAACUACUGGGAUUCUAGAGUGGCCAUUUUGGACUAAGUUGGUGGUCGUGGCUAUUGGCUUCACAGGAGGACUGCUCUUCAUGUAUGUGCAGUGCAAAGUGUACAUGCAGCUAUGGAAGAGACUUAAGGCUUAUAACAGAGUCAUCUUUGUCCAAAACUGUCCCGAAACAAGCAAAAAGACCAUUUUGGAAAAACCCACGUUAAUGGAGUCCAACUUUGGAAGUAAGGAUGCCUGUGGAAUUCACCAUUCUGAGAUAAGCUCUUCCCGUUACCCAGAACCCGAAGACUGUGGAUUAGAAGUUUUCCAAGUCUGAUUAGGGGGUGUCGUCUAUUUUCACCUGGAUGUUCACAAAGAUCUGAGGCGCAGCUGUUUACUGCAGAGACUGUACUUUGGUCGUGUGGGGAUGGAACUCAGCUUACAGCUUAGACUGAGCAGUUAAACCUUUUUAUUACAUUCUGGGUUUUUGAAGUUCUCCCUUGACGUAUCUUGUAAUAUGCGACCAUAGUCGUAGGCCUCUCGACGCUCCCUCGCUUUGAUGGGCUCACGCUCCUUAACGGGAUGAGCAGAAGGUGGGAGACGUCCGCUUCAGCCACACCGAAGUGAGCCGAAGGAAAGCGAGAUGUGAAAUUCACGCGAGUUGUGGCCGAUGCGGAUUUCGGAGACACCGUUCCAUUUAAGCACUAACCGACCCCUAGAAGCUUUUGGGGACAUUCACUGUAUCGGUGAGACAGCAACUCCAUCUACCAAGGAGAAGUUGAUAGACAUAAGCACUGGUAGCUGUUCUAAAGCCUGAUUUUCUGCUAAUGCUGCCACUAACAUCUCUCUUGGGCAAUCAGUUGAAGAUUUACGCUUUACUUAUUCUGAUAACUUAGAAAGCAAAUGGCACUUUUAAAUUUUUUUUUAUUUUGUAAUAUAUGCAUCCAGUGGGAUUGAAACUUGAAAGAAUGUCUCAUUUCAAAAGAUUCCUUUCAAAACACUCGGCUCCUUUGUAUAUAGUAGAUCCUAAAGCCUUCUUGCCUUAUAAAAGUAGGUCACUUCCAACAUACACCCGCAGGUUGAUUUCUCCAGCGUUAACUCAGCACCCUCUGCCUCGGAGCUAUUUCACGAGCUAAUUCUAAGGACUCUUGCACUUGUGAUGGGGAGUUCCUGGGUGUGUGCCAUUUGUACUUAGGGAUCUUAGGGAAUGUGUUGUCUUUUAGGAAGAUUCUGUAUAUGGCAGGCAGGCCCUUCCCGGUUUCCAACCCUAGCUAUCAAGCUGGAAGAACGCGGGUGCUCCCAGCAGAAUCUCGACUUUUUUGGUCUCUUUGGUUCUGCUUUUCUAUUCAGUUCCCUCCAACUUGAGAAAGGGAGAGGAGAUUUGACAAAUAAAUGCGUGUCAAACUCUGGUCAGGUGAGGGAGGGGUGUGUGAGUGUGCGCAUGUGUGUGCGGGUGGGUGGAGCCGUUGGGUGGUUGUGUGUCUGUGGGUGUGUAAAUGCACACACGGGCAGUCCCUUUCUCCAGGAGCAGGAGAAAAAUAGUUCCCCGAGUCUCUGGUGGAUGGUUACACGGAUUGCAGGUGGCCGGUGAGUUGGCCAGGUGAUUUGUCCUUAGCAGUGGAGGACACCCAUUGUUUUCUCAAUCCCCCUUCAGCUAAUGGCAGUUGUUGUUGGCAUAGUUACUAUUUAUUGAGCACCCACUGGGUGCAAUGCACUGUACUAAGUGCCCGGAAAGUACAAGAUGAAGAAGGGAGGCUUUCCUACCCACACGGAGCUGACGCUCUAACUGGGGAGAUGCAUAUAAAAUGUAUUUACCGCUCAUUAAGAGUGAAGGCUGGCUCAGUCCCUAUUGGACUGACUCAAAGAGAACCAUUAAAGGAACCAAAGCCCCUCAGAUUUCUAACAUUUCCUAUGUGGGGAGAAAAAAGACUCCAAAAUGGCCUUGAUACCUUAGUUCAUUAGGGAAAUAGAUUUUUGUUGCCAUCCUUUGAAGCAGUCUGUUGAAAAGAGUUCCCCCCAGGGGCACUGGAGCGGAGAUAACAUAGGAAAGGGAGAUUGUGAAGAGACAAGGUAUAAUUUUAAAUAGAUAACUUAAUAAGCUCUUAUCUUGAAGUCCAUGUGGGUUUCUCUGGAGUUAAGGAGGAGAAAGGAGGAGGCUUUAAGUUUCAAAAGUAACUCUGUGUGUGUGUGUGUGUGUGUGUGUGUGUGUUUUGCGUUGCAAAGUUUCCAGUUUCGGUCUACUCUCGUAGAACUCCACUUUCUCUGUGGAUUUAAGCGGCCCAGCCGCAUUGGCGGAAGCAUUCCUCUGGCUGGAGGGUGCCAUGCUGUUGUUAGGAAAAGUGUGAAAUAUCCCCUCCUCGCCCCCAUGCCUCUGCCUGCUGAGCGUUCUAAAGUGCAAUUACUUGGACCCCCCUCCUUAACUCUGAUCCCUUGGUUAGUAAUAUCUGCUCCAAGAGGCCAGAGACCCAGGCCACGUCCACAGACAGCUAUUUGGGGAUAAAGCAAGUCUACUCAGGUGAGUUCACUACCAGGUCUUACAUGCCUUCAGUCACUUAACAAAUCUGUCUGCAGAUAGGGCUGCUAGAAUGAUCUCUACACAGCACAGGUAGCUCCUUUCAAUGCCUUCCACCACUUUGGAAUGUCGAUAUUGGCAAACAGAGUUUACAUUUAUUUUGGGUCGGUGAGCUUGUGCCGGGACAGCCAGACGUUUGUAGGAUUCGUUGAAUAGUCUGAGGUUUCUUCCUUCCCUCACCCACCACCCAUCUCCAAAUUCCUGUGGCAUCUCAGUAUAAACUCGAGAAAAAAAGUCAAGUUUUCUACCCACCGUGGCAUGUAGUGGUCGAAAGCAGGCUGAUUCUUGGGUCGCUCGCGUCCCGGCUCCUUCGGAUUCCGGGUUCCAGUUUUGUGAGAAGAGGUUUCUUUGUAAAUCUGAUAUUAUUUCAUUUUCUGCAUUUCACGCCUUUUUGCUAUUCUGCAGUGCCCAUGGAGUCCCCAAAGAAAAGGCCUACCCCACUGCCACCUAGGGGUUGAAGCGACACUCAGUGGUGCUCUCUUGUUUCUUUUUCUGUUUUUUGAGUUGGGGUGUUGUGGACUGAUUCUCACUUUGGAAUAGCAUUGUUUUGUCCUCUUUACUCCCUGAGCUUUCACGUGAAACAGCCUUUCCUCAUCAAAUCUUUGUCCUAAAUGUCCCUCUCAUUAGAGCCACCAGACAUUGAAGAUCACACUACAGGUCAUAAAUAUAUGUUAGUGGGAGUAGCAUUGCUGUGGAGGGAGUUACACUGCAAAAUUAUAAAGCGUCCCUUCCCUCAACACCUCCGUCCAGCAAAAAAAAUAAAAAAUCCAUCCUAAUUAGGCCAAGGGGAACAUUCCUAUGGUCUUCUUUCUCUAGAAGGGGGAAUCUACUUUCAGAGCCUUAAAGCACUCUUGGGAGUCCCAGGAUUCUCUUUGGGUACUUUAAGAGAGAUGAUAGUAGAAAGGGAAGGAAGAGAAAAAGAUCUGUGAAAAGGGAAAUUAAAACCUAAAACACAGUCCUAAAUUCUGAUAUCCACUAUCACUAAUGUAUGAAUUCAGAAGCAAAGAUGUGUUCUGUUUUAUAGAUAUGCAAAUCUGAUUUUGAACUGCAGUUUUCCUGUUUGUUUUAGUUUGAACUAUUGCAGCACUUGUGUGACAGAAGGAAGUACAGAAAAGUAGAAAGCAUCACUUGUCUUUGUUUAGAAAACAAUUGGUCAAAUUUUGCAGCUGAUCUCAUAUUUUGAGAAGAUAUUUGUUGAUGGGUAAUUUUGCUCUGUUAAUAAAAUUGACUUCACACUGGCAUGUGUUGUGUGGUUUAUACAAGGCACUUCACAUUCUGCAAAGUUUUUUUAGUUCCUUAAUAAAUUUCCAGUAAUUUAAAUGUAUAGUUUUGUAUCCUUUUAUGUAUGUGGAUCUUUUCUCAGUAUUACCACUUGCGGAAUAUUUUUUAGUUUCUUAAACUGUAAAUUGGUUAUUUGUGCUGUGACAUGAGGGAUUACUGACUGCAGCAAUAAAGCAUUUCUAGAAAACGGA
Ornithorhynchus anatinus (platypus) is the source of this 5736-nucleotide messenger RNA. RefSeq names its product membrane associated ring-CH-type finger 8 (gene MARCHF8). Gene Ontology annotation, molecular function: zinc ion binding; MHC protein binding; ubiquitin protein ligase activity. Gene Ontology annotation, cellular component: late endosome membrane; cytoplasm; early endosome membrane. Gene Ontology annotation, biological process: protein polyubiquitination; immune response; antigen processing and presentation of peptide antigen via MHC class II. The coding region runs from base 344 to 2029 and encodes 561 amino acids. The record is from RefSeq and is a predicted model, not a curated record. The transcript has 10 exons. Lineage: Eukaryota; Metazoa; Chordata; Mammalia; Monotremata; Ornithorhynchidae.